AUGUCGAUGAUGAUGAAGACCGGUGGGUCAUUAGCGAUAUGUAUGAUUGCUGUUAUCGUAGGCCUACUUCAACGGGCCAGUGCCGAUGACACGACUACCGCCGCAAGGGACCCAUAUCAGACUUGCGGGGACUCAACAACGUGCACGUGUGCACCCGUCAUCAACGUCACCCCACCACAACUGGGUUAUUGCGAUUGUAAGAAUCUCACAAAGUGGUUGUCAACUACUGCAUCUGGACAAUCAGAGACGAAAGAAAAUAUUGCAGAGUUGGCCACAGAUGUUGCCAAUCUAAGAGGAUCUGUUGAUGAGCUGAAGGCUACUAGUCACGACGAAUCAGACUUUGUUAAUUACUACGAUGAGUUAGCACAGGCAACUUGUACAGCCAUGAAUCCGAAUACUGGGUGGACCUAUGCUGUACGCAGGCGAUGUGGUGACCGUGGUAACGGUCGGGCGUGUGAUGCAAUCUGCCAAGAUCCUCAACUGAGAGCACAGGAUUCUCAACUUGCGAGUAGAUCAAUGGCGUGCUUCAAUUCUCUCCAUGUUUACUGGGACCGACCAAAGUUUGCUCAUGGAGAGGCUGGAUAUGAAAAACUGGGGUUGAAAAUCUACAAGUUAAACAAUUGUAUACAACAAGAUUGUGGGCCUAACUAUUGCUGUUGUAGAUCGUAA
Messenger RNA from Owenia fusiformis, 669 nucleotides. NCBI's taxonomy places the organism in Eukaryota, Metazoa, Annelida, Polychaeta, Sabellida, Oweniidae. The record is from the annotation of a GenBank genome assembly.